This is a messenger RNA of Schistosoma turkestanicum, 3426 nucleotides long. The record is from the annotation of a GenBank genome assembly. NCBI's taxonomy places the organism in Eukaryota, Metazoa, Platyhelminthes, Trematoda, Strigeidida, Schistosomatidae.
GUUUGUUCAAGCUUUACAGAACCGCGUGGUUCAAAGCUGUUUCUUCAGGAUGUUGGUUGGUUCGGAUUUUCAGGAGUCUCGGUUGAGGGCAAUAGUCGGUAUGUCUUCUAUAUCAGCAGAUUGGAUAAAAUUAGAAGUACUACAGAACCUUUCGAGAGUGGGAAUUAUAAGAAGGCACUGCAAGAGGCAAAUAAAGUUCUCAAAAAAACACCAAGCUGCACGUCAGCAAAGGCACUCAAAGCAUUAACACUUCAUAGAUCAGGAAAGGUUACCGAAGCUAAUCUGUUAGCUGAUGAACUCAUUAGGUCAUACCCCGUUGAUGAAUCUACUCUUAAUGUCAUCAUGUGUUAUUUCCGGAAAACUGGACAGAGCGAAAAAAUAGCUGAGUUCUUAAAAAGUUCCCUAGAGAAGUCACCCAACAGAGAAGACUUGCUGGUCUGUUUGUUCCUUCACCAUGUUCAGGAAGGGAACUUUUCUGCACAACAAGCAACUGCUAGGCUUCUUUCACAAAACUUCCCGUCGACUUCGUUCAACUAUUGGGUUAUAAUGAGCACAAUAAUGCAGGCCGAAUCAGAUCCUAUAAUGGGACACCGUAUGUAUUUGCCACUGGCGGAGAAAAUGUUAACCCGAGAAGCAGAAAGCGGAAAAAUGUCUAGACAUUCUGAGCUUCAGGUGCUAAUAGAUCUACUUACUCGCCUUCAAAAGCAUGAGGAAGCCUAUAAGCUUCUAUGCCGAAAAGAUAUAACAGAUCGUAUCGAUACCGAGGACUACAUUUGUGAUUACUCUUGUAUGAAGCUUAGUUUGUUAGCUCAUUUGGAUAUCUGGGAUGAUCUUUACGAGUUAUCGAAAUCCCUGACGAAAAUCAACCCGGACGAUUGGACACCAUGGAAGAAACUAGUUGAAGCGGCUUUGAAGGACACGCAGCGGGUGGAAAAGGUUAUGUCACUAAUCAACAUUGCUAUAGAGAAUCAUCCUUGUGCUCGUGGUCCGCAACUGGCGCGCUUGGAUUUGUAUGCAAAUCUGUUGCAGCUGGGAAUGCAUGAUGUUUGUAAUCUUAACCCCCUGACAUUCAUGAAGGAUUACUUUAACGCAUUCUCUCAUAAGCCUAUAUGUUCUAUGGAUUUGGCCUACCUUGUGCGUAUGGUUUUACCAAACAUGGAUGAUCAAAUCAAGUACAUUGAUUUUAUUAUGGAGGUCGCUGAGACUGAUCCGAAUUUCACAAACAAAGACGACAAGACAAUCUAUCGUCAUCUAUGCGCUCAUCAGAUAGCACGUGCUAAUAAUCAAGGAGCUUCUUUACAGUCUUUACUUCGUUAUUACUUUGGCUAUGCUGCAGAUCGUAGUGAAGCUGUUUUAAAGAAAUUAAAAGAUGUUACCAUUAAUAAUGAAACAACCUCUCUUGACAUUCACCCAGUUGAUGGAUUUUUACUGUUAUCUUUGUCCUCGCUUUUGGAAACAUCCUCUCUGACUGAUGAUUGUUUAUUUUCCUUCGGGGCUGGACUUCUCUCUGUUUACUGGAUAUACAUAGUGGGAUUACAGCACGCAACUACAAACCAUCAUUUGCGUAUAAAACUUUGUCACUUAUAUUGUUCAGAUUUUCUAAAUUGUCCUGAACUUAUAUUACCUCAGUUAGAUAAACUUGAAAUCAAACAGUUGCUUUUUCUUUCAUUAGGGCAUUUAAUCGUAAAACCGUCUCCAUUAUUGGCCAUGUGUACAAGUGUACCGCCUAUACAGUCACAGGUUGAUGAUAGUAAUCCGAUACAUAGCCUUUAUCAAAAGAUUAUAACACUUUCCGACAGUAUAGUCAACGAAGCUGAAGAGUUUUUAGUUACUGCUUAUCGAAAAAAUGCCUAUACAAAAGUUCGUGAAUUCACACAGUUUGUCAGCCAGCUUCGUAAUGCUGAUAUAUUUUUAACUGUCCGUGUUGAAAUGCUUCAUUGGCAGUUAAUUAUUUCACAAUCUGACUUUGAUACACUACUCGAACAACUUGGACAAGCACAAACAAGUGUUGAUAAUGUUUCGAAACAACUUGCGACGAUUGUUGAUUGCCGGGACUUUUCAGUUACACCUAACUUUGAUCAAUAUGAACAACAUGAAAACGUUCAAUUGUCAUUUGACCACUUGAAAUCAUGGUUGAACCUUCGCUGUUUAACUCUCAAUACUAUUGUCUAUGCAACAUCACUUGUAAUGUCAAUUGUAAAAGCUGAACACUAUAUGAUGUCUGAAAGUCAACAUGAAACUGUAGAGAAUGUUCCAUCAGAAGCUUUCAAAAGUUUAAACAAUCUGCUACCAACAUUGAAUGAUCUUGUUUCACAUACCAAAGAACCAUCCACAAGAGAACUAAGCAAUUUUACAUUACUAUCUUGGAGUGUGAUGGUAAAGCGUGAUCAAAUAAUCAAAACAUUUCCCGAUUUACCAAAUGUGUCUUGCGCUUCAUUAUAUUUUUACGGACCGUACCGAACUGUUUUAUCUGCCGGUAUUGAACUCAUAUUAGGACUUCAUAAUUUGAUUUUCGAAAACCCUCCUACCUUCACUGAAAGGUCUAUGAACUGUCUUCUCCAGUCCUUGUAUGAAUCCUUUUUGUCCGGAAAGUUGAAUUCUGAAAAUACGGACAUGCCAAAGAUGUAUCCAGCUAUAAAUACUUCGCUACUGUUUUCACCAAACGACCUUCAUUUGCCUAACGGGAUUUCUAAUGAUAAUGAUUUGGUUCAUCCUGGUGGUAUUUUGUUAAUCCUAACGAUGUUUUAUGAAAGUAUUUCUUUGGCAACUUUAUUAAUAUCAAUGAUUCGAAGUGCCCUACGUCCAAGAAGCCAUUAUCAUCUUGAAAUAAAUAAACGUCAAAAGAGAAAAAACAAAAAAGACAAAACAAUGAACACAAAGUUAAACUAUUCUCCAAUUGUUAGUCUUUUAGAUCAUUUAGGUGCUGGUUUACAUUCGACUACAACACAAUUGGUGACUAUUACUGAUCAAUUAGCAAAAAUGACCGAUUCUUGGUCAACAUGGUGUCAUGAUGUUUCGUGCAAAGAAUUUCAAUCGAUUGCUUCAAAUGCUUGUACACAUGUACUGUCGGAAGAUUUCUUAGUACAGUAUCCUAUUUUAAAACCGUCUAAUUUUACGUUUGAAGAGAUUAGCAACACCUACGAGAAAAGCUUUAAUCGAAUUGCCGCUGGUCUUCGUGUGAAAUCAUGUCAUCUUCAGAAUAUAACAAAUGAAUUAGCUGUGUAUCAUUCUGAAAACCAUGAAAUGCCGUCUUCUCAUGAUCCAAUUCCUUUACCUUAGUAAAUUUCUGGUAGAAUUCUUUCCAUCUUAUCUGUGUCGUAUUGAGAAUGUGCACUUGUAACUUCUCUGACAAUUGUAUUGAUUUCAUUUGUAGUAUGUUGGAUAACAAAUGAACAUGUCUAAAAUAUACUUAUUUUUAGGUUAUGA